Glycine soja is the source of this 1065-nucleotide messenger RNA. Its product is annotated as abscisic acid receptor PYL4-like. Gene Ontology annotation, biological process: abscisic acid-activated signaling pathway. Lineage: Eukaryota; Viridiplantae; Streptophyta; Magnoliopsida; Fabales; Fabaceae. The coding region runs from base 256 to 789 and encodes 177 amino acids. Gene Ontology annotation, molecular function: abscisic acid binding; protein phosphatase inhibitor activity; signaling receptor activity. Gene Ontology annotation, cellular component: nucleus; cytoplasm. The record is from RefSeq and is a predicted model, not a curated record. The transcript has 2 exons.
UGACCCUCUUGAACCUUUCUCUAUCUAUCUGGUCUUCCCCUACAACUUGCCCACCCUCUUGAAUCUAUCUCAUCUCCCCCUACAACUUGCCCAUAUAGCAUUAUAUAAAUAAUAAUCCAAUAACUACAAAAGUAACUAAAACCUGUUCUGUAGCUCUGGUCCCUCCAACUUCACUUAACUUCUCCCUCUCUUUCUUUCUCUCAAUACACACCAAACCAUUCAUUCAUUGUUAUUAUUCAUACAACAAAUCAUAAAAUGUUACCCAACAAUCCUUCCACUAUUGUUCCCGACGCGGUGGCCCGGCACCACACCCACGUGGUGUCCCCGCAGCAGUGUUGCUCCGCCGUGGUCCAGGAGAUCGCCGCCCCUGUCUCCACCGUCUGGUCCGUCGUGCGGCGCUUCGACAACCCGCAGGCCUACAAGCACUUCGUCAAGAGCUGCCACGUCAUCCUCGGCGACGGCGACGUCGGGACCCUCCGCGAGGUCCACGUCAUCUCCGGCCUCCCCGCCGCCGUCAGCACCGAGCGCCUCGACGUCCUCGACGACGAGCGCCACGUUAUCGGCUUCAGCAUGGUCGGCGGCGACCACCGCCUCUUCAACUACCGCUCUGUCACCACUCUCCACCCCCGCUCCGCCGCCGGCACCGUCGUCGUCGAGUCCUACGUCGUCGACGUCCCCCCCGGCAACACCACCGAGGACACGCGCGUCUUCGUCGACACCAUCCUCCGCUGCAACCUCCAAUCUCUCGCCAAAUUCGCCGAAAACCUAACCAAACUUCAUCAACGAUGACUUCAAAAAAACACUAGCAUUUGAAUUGACCUUCCCAGAAGUUAAGGCGAAUGUGACGAGGGCUAGUUGUGGGGCGAUGCAACUUGCGGUAUGGGUUCUGUUCGUGCUUUCACUUUCUGACUUGUUUUGGUAAAAUUGUGCACGGAUCCCAUUUGUCACAGAUGAUUUUUUUUUCUUCCAUUAAUGUGAAUUUAUAAAAGGGAAAGAUGUGAACAUAAAUGCUUGCUAUAGGAUAAAAUUUGAAAAUUUAUAUUAUUUUUUUUAUCUUUGGUAAGA